UGUUAUACAAAAGAUUUUUAGUGCGAAAGCGAAGUAAAUGAAUUUUAAACAUGUUUUGACGUCCCACAGAAGUGCUUUGGGCAGGCGAAUAUUGACCUAUUCCCCCGAGCCUUUUUAAUAUUCAACCGAGUUAAUAAGCAGAUGCGGUAGCUAAGAGGAAAUUGCUUUGUGUUUACAUAGGAAGAGGGAAAAUUUCUAAUCAGAAAUCCAAAUUUCGGUCGUAGUUUACUCGGCUUCUGUUCGCUGAAAUGAAGUAAUUCAUCCAUGGCAACAUUGUCCUUCGCAGCGAAAGCGUGAAGGGAUUAGUUUACCGUUCACCACACGAGACAGUUUGGGACCUUUCGGUUUUAAGGCCGCAAGGAUGACACAUAUGUAAACCUGCAGACGCACACUUAUAAUGACAACAACUAUGCGCAGUGGAAACACUGGGAAGGAGGAUGGCUCAUCCGUUGAAAUGAAGAAGAGGACCAAAGAAAUGAAAAUACGAGUUGCGAAGAUGUUUGAUCUGUUCGAUAAAGUGAUCGAGUUUAAUCACAACCCCACCAGCGAAUCAGCGAAAAGGAAACUCGAUUUGGAAAUAGAGAAGCUAAAAACACUUCAGCAGCAACUUGAGAAAGAGCCUCAAAAAGUUGACCUGUUUCAGGACACAGAAAAUUUAAAAGAUGCUCAAGAAUACGAUACGUUUUACAUCCAGUAUAUUAACCACGUUUCUCAAGAUCUGGAAAACUUAAAGAACAGUAUCAUUCAAUACAUCCAGGAAAAAACUAAAGCUGAACAAUUGCUUACGAAAGAAAACAUGAAACUCAAACUUGAUUUACAACGUGAACAAGCUGAGUCGAUGCAUCAACGACAAAAACAUGAAUACGCCGUAGCCGAGAAGAAUACAGUUCUUGCGACGUGUAGAAAGUUGGAGGAACAGUUAGAAGAUAGAGGAAAACAAAUUCAACAGCUUCAUCGCGAGGGAACUGUCAGUUUAUGGCAGCGAGAAAAGGCGAAGCUAAUAAAAGACGUCCAGUCAAGCGAGGAGAGACUUGCAAAGGAACUUCAAGAGACCAAAGAUCAAUUAGAAGAUACAAAAUCGAGAUUAAAUCAAAGAAUUAUGGAAUUAAUGGAUCAAGUUAAAUACCUUAAAUUAGAGAAAAACCUGAAGAAUGGGACGGUGAGAACACAUGGACCUGGUGUGCCCAAUGUUUCUUCAAGCGAGAUGGAGAAAGCAAAACAGCAAUUAUUCCUAAAAGACAGGUUACUAGUAGUAGCGGAAGGAGAGAUUCAAAAACAGCAAAAAUACUACGUAGGAUUCAUAAGUGGACUCAGCAGAGACUUCAGAAUUAUGUUAGAAAGACAACAUCUGACAGUUAAAGACUACAAUAAGGAUCAAAAAGCUUACGCAUCCAUGCUGAACAAAAUGUACGUUGCGGCAAAAGAAGGAACUUUGACGGAUUUUAGAGCGACUUUGCCCUCACACUAUCUUGGAAUUAACGAGGAUCUCUCUGGCCAUCCACUUGGCAAAAAACUCACCAGACCAUUUCAAGAUUUGGAAUCAUAUUUACAAGAAGUUGAGGAUACCGAGUUUAGGGUUGAUAUCAACCAUCCUUUGCUGACGGGAUGGAGGGAAGGAAGGUCCGAGAGUGCGAAGGCAAAUGCACGGAAAUUUUCCAAAUCAAAAUCAUCCAAAGGUAAGAGGUUAUUACUUCAUUUAUUGGUCAGUAUUCAAUCAAAUUCGACUCCAUCCAUGGCAUGUAUUAUUUGCUUGUAGAGCGAGGUCAGGGCAUCAGAUUUUCUUGAGCCAAGGCUCAUUAUUAGUGUAAAAAAAUCACCUUGAAAUCGAAAGUACGGUUCAGUUAUGAUUCAGUUUAGCCCGCCCCUUCCAAUAAUUAAGCGCCACGUAUGAGCACCACCUUCCAAUCCUCAGCGCUCCUAUUGUGAAUGACACCCAAGACAGUGACAUAAAAAAGGCUUAUUAGGUGAACGAAUUAUGAAGUUUGCUCUCACAUCUGAAAGUAGUAAUGAGCAUUACGACUAUCAGAGCCCCUAUUGUUAUGUUUCUUGAGUUAAAGUAUCUGUUGGCACAAUGCUUUUCAUUUAAACAAUUGAUCACAUUCAGAUGUAUAUGUUCAAAAAGAAAGUAGCGCCCCUUCCUUAAUAAGCUCCCCUCUCCAAUAAGCGCCCCUCCCCUUGAGUUACUAGAAGUAAAUUAGCGCUCUGGCAGCUAAAUUGAAUUAUUACGGUAACCACACACUGGAAAAUUUAUAAUUUCUGAUCAUUUUUAUCAUUAAUUUCUCAAGCUUUCUUGAGAUCCGUCUUCACCGAG
Messenger RNA from Orbicella faveolata, 2311 nucleotides. RefSeq lists its product as uncharacterized. The record is from RefSeq and is a predicted model, not a curated record. Gene Ontology annotation, molecular function: calcium ion binding. NCBI's taxonomy places the organism in Eukaryota, Metazoa, Cnidaria, Anthozoa, Scleractinia, Merulinidae.